Molecule: messenger RNA, 696 nt
Organism: Capronia epimyces CBS 606.96
Lineage: Eukaryota; Fungi; Ascomycota; Eurotiomycetes; Chaetothyriales; Herpotrichiellaceae
Exons: 2
Coding region: 1-696 (231 amino acids)
Source: RefSeq, a predicted model, not a curated record
AUGGGUUUACGGCUACGGUUACGAAAGACAUUCUCCUCCUCGAAGCAGAACAGCGUACCGGAUUCUGUGAUUCCCAACGAAACACACUAUACCGGCCGCACCGACAUCGAAUACUAUAAACCACACCAGAUUCCCAGGUCCAAAUACAGAGGCAAGGUCGAUCCGGAGCAUCAAGCAAGCCUUGCGGCCUUCUCUCUCUCCGAUGCCUUUUCCGCGCCCGGGAGACGGACCUCCUUGGCCUUAUCCGGCUCGUUUUCGCCAGGUGGCACCAACGGCCAGAGUCGGGCAGCAAGCAGGAUUCCGAGCACAGCCGCGAGCAGGAGACAGUCAUUCCACGACCAACAUGGAUCGACACUCAGGAUAGAGAAUAGUGUUGACACCGGGGACAGCGGUAGUUCAACCGGUACGAGCAGGGAGAAGAGCGUCGCUGCUAGUACCAUCCUGGACCAUGAUACCGCAAGCACAUCCCUCUCCAGUCAGCCGACCGCGAUUUCCUCUGCGCCCGUAGAACCUGACACGAAACUCGAACAGCACGACAGUGGCAUCGGCAUGCCCAACAUUGUCCUUUCGAAACAAACGACAGCUCACGACACGCCUUUUACGGCCGAAGAACUCGAGCUGGCCAUGUCACGGGCGUCGUUGCGGCCAAGGAAGUUUGACAAACACGAUCACGGCGACAUCAGUGCUACUUCAUAA